CGCACUAUGCCGCACUAUGCCGCACUAUGUCGCACUAUGUCGCACUAUGCCGCAAUAUGCCGCAUUAUGCCUUGUCAGUUGACCGUGCAUAGUUGAUUAGUAUUGUUCUGUAAAGCCUAGGCAGCAUCAUCAUUAUAACAUAACGAUGCAUAUCUCUAUAUAAAUACGCUAACAUGCUACCAAACAGCGGCCUAAGGGUACAUUUAUGCUGGCCAUAAGUUGUUGUCCAUCCAACAACUGACUUGUUCAUAUUUGACCGGCUGAGUUAAUGUCUAGAGCUGCAAGAAUCGGGCAUACAAUCUUUCUCCGAAUACAGGAUUUGCUAAAAAGGAAGAAGGAGAAGAACCGAUAGCCUUAUCUGGUGGCUAAAGAUACCAAUUUCCUGACACAUUUUCGCAUAGGCAUAGAAGUAACAAAGAAGGCCUCUUGUUUAACCAACAUUUCACAAGAUGUUUCCUACAGUUCUGACAAAUUUUUGAACAGGGAGGAGGAAUUAGUAACAGCCACGAUGUCUUCAUUUCUUGUCAUUCUCCAAACCAACGAGCUGAUGUCACCUUAACAGCAGAAGGAGAAAGACGUUAGGGCUGUUCGGCAUCCAGUAUACCUUUUUCUCGCUACGACCAUGCUUCUCAAGAGUUUUGAAAUAUGAAGAUCACCAUCUAAUGGACAGUGCAAAAAUAUCCAGAUGAAUUUCAAGCUUUUCCUAUACGACGUCAUGGCCAACCAACGUCAUAAUGAUAGUCAUGGGCUUAGCUUUCAAAAAUUUCGGCCUAAAGUCACACAAAGUUACGGACUAGCAAACAACCUAUUGCUUGACAUGGUGUACAUUUGGAGGUUAAUGUCGGUUACUUUACGAGUAUAGUUUAAUUUAUAGGAAAUAAUGAAUAACUUUUUAGGAAGAAUUUGCGAAGUCCUUUGUGAACUGAUGAAAUAUCAAUAUUUGAUGAUGAUUUAUAGAAUUUGAGCUCACUUGUCCCUCUUCCUUAGCUCUUAUCAACGAUUUAUAAUGAAAUCAAUUAAAAAAUCACUGAAGAUACUUGUUUGGAAAACCCUUAGUUUGAUUGCUGAUGCAAUUCGAUCCUUUCAACGUUCUUGCAUAGAACGUGCUCAUCAAUUGCAUCUAUGUUCGGCACUGAGGUAUUAAACCAACAUGCCAAUGAUUUGAGAACUUGUAAAUUAUACCACAGCUCAUUUGGUACGAAUGCUCUACGUAUAGACAUUGCAUUGGGUGAUAUUUUAUCCACAGUGGGACCACUAGACGUCAUGAUAGCAUCUGCAAACGUUUUCUUUACAACUGCUUUCUUAACUGUCCACGUAACAAAGGAAGCGAAAUGCUAAAACUAGUUAGCCAUGCAAAAAAACUGUUUUGCUGGCAAUUUCAAAAUAUAAACAAGUUGAUAUCUGGAAUGUAAACUAAGAAGAAAAUACCAUUUAGCUAACUUUUAGACUUCUUUCGACUUCCCUCUUCUACGGAAGACUUAAGGCCAGAUUCCAUUUCACUUUGGACGCGCGACUUUGGCGAAAGCGAGUCAUCAAAUCAGCGAAUCGGCGAAUGCGACCAGUCGCUCAGUAUUUCAACUGAAUUGAACUACUCAGCGAAUGGUUGCGAAUUCGCAGUAAAUGGGCAAAUUCAAUUUGCGCAUGCUCCAACAUGCAUUCGUUCAGUCGCAAGGCUAGAACCCCGCCUUGACUAUGUAACAAAUGGUGACAUUUUCAAACCUCUUUUCAACCAUUCCUCCCCUACCAUAUUCUCGAUGAUUUUGGAUGAUAGGAAAAUUGAAUCAUUGGAGAAACUUGGGUGGACAUGUCAACCCUAAUCUUUCCCGUGGCGCCAACGGGGCGCUAUCAAGCCUCGUAUCAGAUAUGUAUACAUAAAACAUUAUUUGGUUCAGCAUUUUAACUUUAGCGUUUAUCUCAGUGUGUCUAUUUGAAGUUAGCUGUUGCAUACAGUAGCGGCGCUACGGGAGGGGGGACUGGGGGUGGGGACACGUCACCCCAGUUGUCGGCAGGAUCGAUUUUGUAUUUCGUUAAAUUCUAUGAGAAAAUGUUUGGGAAGUGGUAAUUUUUGGCAGCGUACUUUUUGUGAUGUAAUCCUGAGAUUUUCAAACUGCCUUUACGCAGCCAAAAGUUAGUUAUGAGCGUGCCCUUCAGAAAAAUUGGCGUGCUUUUUUGUAAAAGAGCGUUUUUGAGCCUUAAAAAGGGCGUGGCCUAAAUGUUUUAUUCCCCCCCUUUUAUUCAACUAUAAUAACAAAGUAUUCAAAGGUUUCAAGGAGAGUAGAUACUCGUUUAUGUACCCCAAAUGGUUUGCAAAAUCCAUCUUUUUAAAAACCAAUGCUUGUUAAACUGUUAGCCGGUUUGCAAUAGCGUAGCCAGGGUGGGAAGAUUGGGGGAGAGGGGACGGAAAUUUGGGGUCACCUCCUUUUGAACGCCAGAAAACAAUCGUUACUCGCAUCGUACUGUUGAUUUGAUCCGACGGCUUCAAUCAUUUAGAGGAAGGACUGUUUCAAUCGUUUCAGCCCUCCUCCGUCUCCUAUAGUUUGCAUUCCAGUACAUGAUUGUCGUAUUUUGGUUUGUGGUGUAUUGAGGAGUGUCUUUUUAAUAUAAAUUUUCUACCCCCGGUUUUUUUGUGCAACGAAAGUAAGGCUGAUAUAUUUCUUCUUGUAUCGACCUAUCCGCCACCCCAUCAAUGCGUGCAGAAUUGCAGUCAACGCAGGUUCCGCAAAUGGAACAAAAGCGCUGCACAAGUCAUUUAUUAUUGUUACAUGCUCUUCAAAUACUUGAUGUAUACAAUCUUGACUGAAAUUUACUGAAAUUUAACAAUAAGACAAUGAUUUUAUAGUUUAUUAGGGGAUUGAAAUCUUUGGAAAGCUUUACUUGCUCUCGCAAAGUUCAGUGUUGCGGUGCAAGCGCUAUAACCGCUUCCAAGUCGGUCUGCGUCAUAGAAAGGUUCAAAGAUAUUGCUGUUACCUUAGUUUUACUAGUAUUAGACGAAAGUUUGGUACCUCUGUAUAUCUUCUUCUUAUAACAUCUACAGUCGAACGUCUUGGAAUCAUUAAUGCCACUAUAAAAUGCAAGGAAAUUUUUGACGUCACAUACUAUUUUUCACCUUGCUACGUAAUUUCAAUGGAGGGUUUUUCCAACAGACGCUCAGGACGUGCUCUAAACCAAAAUUUUGUGAGAAGAACAGGAUGGCGUAGGAUUUUGAAACUUGACAUUGCUUACGCAUUGAAAUUACACUGAUGUAAUGAAAUUAAUUGUGGAAUUCGAAAGUAAUUGUUUAAAGAUAAGUAGUUUUAAUCAGCUUUCUGGUCUUGUCUAAAAGAUGGGAGAACGCUUUUCUACAAAGCGUGCUUAAUUUUUACUCAUUGAGAAAUUUCACAAAACGGUAAGUUUUCAAAAUUAUUGUAUGAGACAUUUGCACUGAGGCGAUACAUCUCGAAAUCUUGGCAGGAGCACUCCUGAAGUAACUGCCAGCAUCUUUAGAUUUAGAAUUUUCUAUCUAUGGAUUUAGAAUGCAGACAUGCAUCUCUGGAGGGUGGCUAAGUAAUGCUUUUGAAGGUCGUGCUUAUUUCACGUUUGGCUAAGUGAAGUAGCUAUCUCUUCGAAGUAAUAACAAAAUGUUUCAUCCAAGACGAUGCUAAACUUUCGAAAAGAUGAUGCUGGGGUGUGCCCCGAUCUUCUUGAACCCCUAUAUUGCUACCCCUGCCAACACUAUAUCCCUCUGCCUUACUUCUCCUUUCAGGCCAUCCCUUUUUUCAACCGUUCACUGUUAUCUUCUUUUACUCGUGCUUAAACUCUUCUUAAACUUCCUGGUUCCACUUUUUACACUGAGUAACGUUGAAUGGUACUCGUAUAAACAGAGAACAUCAAGUAGUCACGUGUGCAUAUCUUCCUAUAAAUUUGUCGUCUAGCAAUCAUUGGGCACGGCGGUGCCUGACUGGUUUGGCAGAAGAUCAUAAGUCUCAUUCAAGGUUUGCAGUCUUGUCACAGGUCAAGAGAAGAAGUUGGUUUGCGCAAGUGGGUGAAAAACGCUAUUGCUGGAGGGUUACCGCAGUUUUUGCCAAGAAGUAAGAAAUGGCUUACAAUAUCAGAAGUGUUGUCCAGAAUGAAGGAAUGAAAAUUUUCAUAUUGGUAUUGUGGAUAAUAUCAAAUGCUGUGAUGUUUUACUUCUCGUACCAAAAGUAUUGUAGUGGUGCUCAAUACUACUACUUGCGUCGAAUUCUUGGGGAGUCAUUGUGCGUUUCCCGAGCAACUGCAUUUCUGCUAUAUUUUAACUGCUUUCUAAUAUUGUUACCUGUUUGUAAAUCUUUGCUCACUUGGCUGAGAGUUCAUAUUCAAAAGUAUAUCAAAGGAGCACACAGAAGACUGUUCAACCACAACAACAAAUUUCAUAUUGUUAUUGGAAUAUCAGUAGUUGUAUUAUCACUGAUCCACACAUUUUCACAUGCUGCCAAUUGUUAUCGCUUCUAUGUGCAUUUCUCAGAAGAUAAUCCCGAACUAAACAUUUCUGCAGACAAAGAUAAUAUCAACAUACUUCUAUUUCUUAAAAAACUGCCUGUCUACACAGGAAUUGCGAUGUUGCUUAUUUUGGCUGUCCUGGUUUUUGGUUCUCUUCCACCUGUUAGACGAUCCCGUUUUGAAAUAUUUUGGUAUUCACAUCAUUUAUCCAUUGCAUUCUUUGCAUUUUUGGUCGUGCAUGGAUUUGGAGGAAUAGUCAAAUAUCAAACCAAUAUUGAAGAGCACCAUCCUGGCUGUGAGUUCAUGAUGAAGAUGAAAAAUUCUAAUUUUACACAGCGCUGCGAGGGAAAGCCAAAUUUUGCUCCUGAUCCUCCGCAGGCUUGGAAAUGGAUUGUUGCACCCCUCUUUCUUUACGCAAUAGAAAAGAUUGUCAGAUUCAUUUCUGCUAGAAAACCAAUUCAAGUAACUAAGGCGAUCUUUCACAGCGGAGAGAUACUAGAGCUACGGAUGAAAAAGCAGGGCUUUUCAGCUCUUCCAGGCCAGUUUGUUAGGCUGAAUUGCCGGGACAUUUCACACUUAGAAUGGCAUCCAUUUACAUUGACAGAGUGUCCUACGGAAGAAAGCAGUGAAUUCGCAGUGCAUAUCAAAGUUGCCGGAGAUUGGACUGAACUUCUGGCCACUUUGCUGCAAAAUAUGGUGAUAGUGAACAAGCACGUUAGUCGUGUUGGAGACUCGUGGACGAUUUCUGUCCAAGAUACCAAUCCUGGAGUAAUGGCAAUCCCAGUUGAAGAAACUAUUAUGAGGUUGCAAGUCGACGGGCCAUAUGGCAGUCCAUUUCAGGACGUAUCAAGGUUUAGAGUUGCCUUCAUCAUAACAACUGGCAUUGGGGUGACCCCGUUUGCGGCUGUCCUUAACCAUAUAAGACACACUAUAGAGGAGUCGAAAUCCUAUGGAAAGCUUACAAAGCUGUACUUUUUAUGGGUCUGUAAAACCCACGAUGACUUUUCAUGGUUUCUUGACAUUUUGUAUCGGACAAAUAUUCAGUUAAAUUCAAAUGCAGAAGAAGAAAUGAUGUCAACGCGCUUAUUUGUGACACGAUCUCAAGCACUUUCAGAAAUGGAUCCAUCUUUAUAUGAUCAACGAAGACAAUGGCUAGUCAACCAUUUGCAAUGUCGUCGACCUGUUUGGAAAGAGGAAUUUGAGAAAAUUGACUGUCAGCACGAAAACGAAAGAAUUGGAGUAUUCUUCUGCGGUUCAAAGGCAAUUCAUCCCACACUGCAUCAAAUCUGUAACAAGAAGACAAAUCAAAAGAAUACAUAUGUGUUUCACAAGGAAAGCUUCUGAACAAAGAUUCUAUUGCUUUGAGAGCUUUUUGUAGUUGCUUGGCAUGGCAAUGCUGAAGUGCUUGUCCAAUGGAAAUGACAUCCAGUUGUGGAUUCGUUUCGUGGUACCGAACCGCUUCAAGGAUAGUAGAUUCUAAAUGAAAACGUUGCCGUAAAGAAUCCUGAACAAAGGACUGGACAGGUCGAAGCUCAUCGAAAAUCUUCGAGAGUAGAUUGAUUUUAAGAUUUCAGUAUUGUUGCCAGAUCGGUAACUCUUGCACAUAAGAAUCUUUCAUAUGAGCAAAUGCUUUUUUUCUCGAAAUAUAGAAAACACCUUAAAUAUAUAGUCGAUAGUUAACAUGUUCAUUUUUGCUUAGCCUAUGACAAUCCUGUACUUAUUUCUCAAUCCUCUCUAGCAAAAAGAAGGUUCUUGUUAAAGUAAAUUGCUACAGUACUAACCUGGUAUCUCGAAUCGCUAAUAUGUUGACCUUCGGUAUCUCUAACCCCUGGUAACUCAACCCCCUGAUCAACUGUUUUUCACUCUCUUAAACCUUCCUCAGCUAGAAGCCCUGAUAACUCGAACCCUCAGUAUCUCGAACUUUCCUUAUCUCGUGCUGCUCUGCAUCCCGUUUGAACCUUCUUCAGUACUUUCCAGCUCUGGGUGGCUCGUUAACUCGAAAAUUCGUUAGUUAGCACUAUUUUUGUUGAUCCCUUCGUUAUCAUACAGUGUUAAAACACGGUUACAGGUAGAAAAGAACCGAGCUUUUAAGCAGAAGAAAUAAUUACAGAUUCGCAUCAUAAAGUUUUAAUAAACCGGAUGCGCCCAGGGCAAGGCUCAAGUUUGUUGACGAGCUCGAGUUCCCAUGAUGAACCUCACAUGAAUGCCUUUAAGGUCAAUUCAAAUAAAAUCCCUAUACGUGAGUUUGCUUAUAUUUUUAUAUUUCAAUAUGAUAAAUCAACUAUUUCAUAAAAGCCAUCUGUUUCAAAAUUGUUUCUGCUUUUGUCAUAUAUUGGUAUGAUCCUUAUGCCUGAGUUGACUCCAAAUAAAUUAAAUUGUUUACAUCAAGUAUAAGGUGCAAGUCUGACACAGUAUUAAUGACAAAGUUGACAAAUAUUUUUACGGAAAUUUUUAUGUCAAUAAACUUUGUAAAUGUGACUCAAACCUUCACUUACAUAAUUAAAAGACGUUUUAUUCAUGGACAAUUUGAUUGGCGUUGAACUUUUGAGAAAAAAAUUGGACUAUAGUGCAAUUGGAUUUUAAAGUGCAAUUACACAUUAACCCUAUCUAGACCGGGCUUUUGAGCUGCUAGCAGAUUAAGGAGGAACUCAUUCAGCCCCCCCCCCCUCCGACUCUUAAAUCGUUGUUCCUUAGUCUAUGUUGACAAAAAUCACCAUAGACAUAGCAGAGAUUAUGAUGUUUCAUUUUUAAAAGAAAGAUGUCCAAAAAGAGAAAUGACGUCAUAAUUAUUCAAGACAUUAUGACAAGAGUACACGAAAAUGAGGUCAUAGUCAAAGUCACGAAAAACACGACU
Rhopilema esculentum is the source of this 7312-nucleotide messenger RNA. NCBI's taxonomy places the organism in Eukaryota, Metazoa, Cnidaria, Scyphozoa, Rhizostomeae, Rhizostomatidae. The record is from RefSeq and is a predicted model, not a curated record.